AUGUCUGAGGAAAACACGCCAAAACCAGAGAAUAAAAGUGAUACGCAUAUCAAUUUGAAGGUUUCGGACGGUACUUCCGAAGUGUUCUUCAAAAUUAAGAGAUCUACCCCGCUUAAAAGACUUAUGGACGCUUUCUGCAAAAGACAAGGAAAAGAUGCCAGCAGUCUACGGUUUUUGUUUGACGGCCACCGUGUGAACCCAGAGGACACUCCUGAGGACUUAGAUAUGGAGGAGAGUGACGUUAUCGAGGCUCACCGUGAACAAGUUGGUGGGUUUAUAUAA
Messenger RNA from Ogataea philodendri, 282 nucleotides. RefSeq lists its product as uncharacterized. Gene Ontology annotation, biological process: protein sumoylation. The coding region runs from base 1 to 282 and encodes 93 amino acids. Gene Ontology annotation, cellular component: nucleus; septin ring. Gene Ontology annotation, molecular function: protein tag activity; ubiquitin-like protein ligase binding. The record is from RefSeq and is a predicted model, not a curated record. Lineage: Eukaryota; Fungi; Ascomycota; Pichiomycetes; Pichiales; Pichiaceae. The transcript has a single exon.